AUGAGUUUAAAUUUUGUUUUUGUUUUUGUUGCUUGGAUAAUUAUUGAAGCGAUUUUGUCGCAUACAUCGUUUGCUCAGAACAUUCAAGAAUCUGAGCUAUGGAUAAAUACAACUUAUCAGGCUGAAGAUGUCGGAAUUCGAUGCGGAAAAUUACCUCAAUGUAAGGCAUGGAAUUCAUGGUGGAAAUUACAGAUAGGUGACAUAACGCCUACGACCGAAAUUAUUGAUUUGUUGUCAUCACGAAAGGUAAAAGUAUCAUUAAAUAGUAUAGUGCAGCUGACAGCUUUUGGUUUACCGAAAUAUUUACUCUCUAAAUAUAAGAUUGUACAUAUUAAUUUCAAGAAAGUAUGUGGAAAUUACAGUCGAUAUUUGCUAAUCGAUUCAAUCUCUGCAGCAAAAAAGCGUGGAAUUAAUUUAUCUGAAAUAUGUAACAAUUAUGAAACUAAAAAGAAAGAAUUUCUGGGUGUGGAAGAUGGCAGAAAUAUUUAUUCAUAUUUUUCAAACAGCACAGAGAUAUCUCGGGAGCCUGAUAUAUUAGAAUUAGAAAUGAACAAGCCAAAUGGUUUAUUAACUGAAAAAAAGAAUCAAGAUGAUUUGCAACGGAUCAAAAGAUCACUGUUAAUCCAAUCAGAAGGAAUUCACAUUAUCAAUCCGAGAGCGAAAAUCACUUAUCAAAUAAGUGCUAAUUUCAUGCAACUGGCAUCAAUGAUCAUUGUGCGUAAUCAAAGGGUAGCUGAUUUUUACGAACUUGGAGAAAUGACAUCAAUACUUGAAUUUCACAAAGGACUCCAAAUAGAUCUUGAACGAAUAGAAAACAAUGGAUAUUCAAGAGAGAAAAUUAACAAUUUAACGAUGUUUUUCAAGCGAGGCAUUGAAUUAAGCAAUAUUUUAAGUAUAUUUGAUAGUGAAAUAAUGUCAAAUAUGGUACCACUCUCAUCAUCUCUCCUAAUGACAAUUCUCAAUGAAAGUAAUUAUGAUUCCAGGUCACCACCAAUUAUUCACAAAGGUAAAAUUACGGAAGUAUUUUUUGGAAUACUAAUUCAAUCGAUGUCAAAUUUUGAUCAAAAUACAAUGGAUUAUGAUAUGGAUAUGUGGUUACGUAUGGCAUGGCAUGAUCAACGUUUAGCGCAUCAAUUUGAUCGACCAAUUUUAGUCAAUGAUGAAAAUUUCCUGAAGAAAAUUUGGCGUCCGGCACCAUUUUUUCAGAAUGCUAAAGAGGCUGAAUAUCAUCGAAUGAUAACGUUAAAUUUCUGGUUGUAUAUAUUUCCUAAUGGUGAAAUUUUCUUCGAAACACACAUUUACCUGAAACCAUCAUGCAAACUUAUCCUUUGCAAAUAUCCUCAUGACAAUCAAGUAUGCUCAUUGAAGAUUACUGCUACAUCAGGUCAAAAUUCAAUACGAUACAUUUGGUUUCCUCGUUUAAGUGAUGCAAUUCGAAUGAAUAAACUUAUGGAAUCAGAACUUUACGUCGAGAAAUGUUAUAAGCGAUAUUGCAAUGGUGUACGUAAAACAGGUAACUUCUCAUGUUUGGAAGCAAGCUGUCUACUGAAACGUAAUCUUGGCUAUCAUAUGACACGAACUUAUGUUCCAACAGCAACUUGUGUUGUCUUUUCUUGGAUUAGUGUUUGGUUACCUGAAGAAUUCGUUACCGGUCGAAUAUUCGGCUCAUUAACGCUAUUUUUGACACUUAGUGCUGAAAGUAGCGCUGUUAAAGAAAUGUUGCCGAAAGUUUCGUACAUGAAGGCCAUUGAUCUCUGGUUUGGCUUCACGGCAAGUUUCGUCUUUAUAACAAUGCUCGAAGCUUUGAUUGUCAUUUCACUUGAACAUAAAUCCCGAAGACUGCGGAAAAAAGCGGAGUCAGGUGUGGACGAUAUGUCUCGAUAUCAGAUGAUGUUACUUAUGUUAGAGUCGGGUCGUUAUCAUUCAACCGCUCGUAACAUCGAUAGAUAUUGCCGAACGCUAUAUCCGGUCGUUUUCCUUCUCUUCCUUCUAAUCUACUAUUUCGUGAUCAUCGAGGGCGACGAAACAAAAUGUCUUCGCAGGACUAACGAUGAAUUGUGA
This is a messenger RNA of Cercopithifilaria johnstoni, 2061 nucleotides long. NCBI's taxonomy places the organism in Eukaryota, Metazoa, Nematoda, Chromadorea, Rhabditida, Onchocercidae. The record is from the annotation of a GenBank genome assembly.